AUGGCCGAUUCUGCGAAUGCUCCGAAACCGAGCAGCAGCGUCAAGCUGGUUCUUCUCGGCGAGGCUGCUGUUGGAAAGUCCUCGUUGGUCCUUCGAUUCGUCAACAACGACUUCCAGGAGAACAAGGAGCCCACUAUUGGAGCUACAGUUAGCCAGCUAACACCACAUGUCUGUCUUAAAGCUGCUUUCUUGACACAAAAAUGUAACCUUCCUACUCGCACCAUCAAGUUCGAAAUCUGGGAUACCGCCGGCCAGGAGCGCUUCGCUUCUCUGGCGCCCAUGUACUACCGGAAUGCCCAAGCCGCCCUUGUCGUCUACGAUCUUACCAAGCCUACAUCUCUCAUCAAAGCCAAGCAUUGGGUUGCCGAGCUGCAACGGCAAGCAUCGCCCGGGAUCGUCAUCGCCCUUGUCGGAAACAAGCUAGAUUUGGCUAGCGACUCUGCGACUGGAAAUGAAACCGCUGAAGAUGGUGAGGAGUCGGGCGACGCUCGCAAGGUCUCAACAGAAGAGGCCAAGGCAUACGCUGAGGAGGAAAGCCUGUUAUUCUUCGAGACGAGCGCAAAGACUGGUCACAACGUUACGGAAGUGUUUACCGCCAUUGCCAAUGCCAUCCCCGAAACGUCCUUAAAGUCCGCCAGAGGCCCCGGCGCCGCCGGUACUGCCAACCGAGCUGGCGAAGAGCAGAGAGUCAACUUGGGUGGCCCCAGGGAUGCUGGCGCGAAGGAUGGGUGUGCUUGUUAG
Metarhizium acridum CQMa 102 is the source of this 741-nucleotide messenger RNA. NCBI's taxonomy places the organism in Eukaryota, Fungi, Ascomycota, Sordariomycetes, Hypocreales, Clavicipitaceae. The record is from RefSeq and is a predicted model, not a curated record.